UGAGCGGCAACUAUGCGCCAGCGGCUGAUGAGUAGCGCGUGCUAAUCGCUUAAAAUAUGUUCAAUUAAUUAGAAGAAAAUAUUAACUCAAUUAACGAACGGCAGCGUGCAGUUUUCGUGCGAGAUGAGUGUACUGAUAUUGCGCUUACAAGGCGGUGAAUAUGCUGCGGCAGCCAAACUUGAUUAGUCAGUGUUGGACGAACGGUGUGUACGGUACGCAGUAACAGUAAACGGAAAAAUAAAUUGCUGUAAAAAAACAGUCUAAAACUGAUAUUCCUCUACUGAAAGAAUCUCUAAAUUCCAUAGUGAAAUGUGCGCUGCAACGCACCACAAAUACCUGCUUGCGGCCCUGGUGCUCCUGGCCAGCCUUAGCGCCACGCUGCAGCAAAACAUCGCGCAAAACUACAGCAGCGGCGUCUUGCGGAUGGCCAAGGCGGCGCAAAUACGCGCCUACUUAGAUGCCGAGCGGUCAUCUUGCGAAGAUUUCUAUGAGUUUGCCUGUGGAAGAUGGCGAAAAUUGCAUGCGAGCAGCGCGUCAAAGCCGCGUUCCGCCUACUUGGAUCAGCUGCAGGAUCUGUAUGUGCGCAAGAGCGCCGAUAUGUUGCAGAAUGGACGCGAAACAGACAACACAGCCGAUCGCAAGUUGACGAAAUUUUUCGAAUCUUGUCGCAACGAGGUUGCAGUGCAGCGAUUGGGUUUGUUACCGAUUAUAGAGUUUGUGGAUUUUCGUGGCGGUUGGCCGGCGAUCAAAUUGCAAAGCUGGUAUGAAUAUGAAUAUGAUUGGCUAAAAGUGGUUGCUGAGUUACGACGUCGUUUAGGUGUAAACAUAUUGAUUGCCUUGGAUGUAGUGCCGGAUUUCGAGGAGAAUGAUAUGAAUCGUCUGAAACUUGGUGCACCACAACUGAAGCUGGGUGGGAAGCAACUUUAUUUGGAUAGCAGUUAUGACGAUGAACGCGAGGACUAUCGCGAUGAUAUUGCCGAAAAGUUGCACACAUAUUUUCCUGACAUAGGUGAGCGUUGGGCCAAAGAGGUGGCACAGCAAGUGCUCGAUAUUGAGCAAAAUUUAGCUAAAGGUCUGCCGGAUAAUUCGAAGCUCACACUGCCGCAGAUGACGCGCCAACGCUUCGUCAGCGAAUUGAAGUCCGCUUACGGCAAUUAUGUUGACCUAAAUCGUUACCUUACUAUUGUGGUGAAUCAAACGAUCUACUCUAAAGUCUAUGAGACACCUGACGAAUACUUCUCAAAUCUAGUUGAGGUCAUAAGAGACACACCUAAAUUGCAUAUAGCCAACUAUACAAUGUGGCGUGUGCUGGAGCAUCUGGACUUUGCCGGCGAGAUCAAUACGCCGAACAAUGAUAACUGGUGUGUGCGCAAGAUUAACUCAUUCCUACCCUCGCAAUUGCAGAACAUGUUCAAUCGCAACUACAACAACAUAUUGAUGGUGAAUGAAUUACAAUCGACUUGGGCCGAUAUCAAACGCACUUUCCAUGACGAACUUGGCACCGAGCUCGAGUGGCUUUCGGAUGGCACACGUCAGCAUGCCAUACAGAAAUUGGAGAAAAUACGUCUGCGCUUAAUUUCGCAUGAGGACGCCGAGUUGGCGGAUCAAUUGCGUGACAUUGACAUACAGCCAGGACAAUAUUUCAGCAAUUUGAUCAAUAUUUUGGAGUGGGAGGCACAGCAUAAACUGCAAUCAUUGUUUUCCAAGCCGAAAAGCGCACAGCCUGAGGCACGCUUGCCCAGCUACAAUCCACUGAACAAUAAUAUAGAAAUACCUAUUGUCUUUCUGCAAUCGCGUUUCUUCUGGGACGCCGAGUAUCCGCAUGCCUUACGUUACGGUACACUCGGUUAUCUGCUGGCACAUGAAAUGCUCCGUGGCUUUGACGCCGCUGGUCGUCGUUACGAUCAGCAGGGCUAUCAACGUUCGUGGUGGGAUGCGGCAUCAACUGAGGCUUACGAUGAUCGGGCCAAAUGGUUUGCCGAAAAUCACUAUAACAAUUUCAAAUAUCGCGGUCAGAAUAUGUUUAGCGCCAAAGCGGAAGCUCAGUCAAUUUUGGAAAGUGGCGCUGUGGCGAUUGCUCAACACGCUUACCAGGAUUGGUGGUCUAAUGUCGAGGACAGGGAAGAUGUGCUGAGUAAGGAGUCACUGCCACUGUUGGAAUAUACGCCACAGCAAUUGUUCUUCAUUGGAUUCGCUCAACUGUGGUGCGUCGAUUACCAUGACUCGGUAGAGAAAUUUGAGGCAACGCCGGAGCCACUGCGUGUGAACGGUGCAUUAGCCAAUCUGGUUGACUUUGCGCGUGAAUUUAAAUGCGAAAUGGGCAGCAAAAUGCAUUCACAGCGAAAGUGUGAACUAUUCUGAAGCACAGUUAAAUAUAAUGGACGGCUAUUUGAUAUAUAAAAAUAUUAUGUAUAUAUAUACUACUAAACUUUGUUUAGUAUUAUGCACUGUAUUAUAAUUAAUAAUCUACGAUAAUUGUCAGAAAAAUUGUUGAAUAAACAUUUGUUUCUACCAACUAAUAA
Messenger RNA from Bactrocera oleae (olive fruit fly), 2522 nucleotides. RefSeq names its product Neprilysin-like 15 (gene Nepl15). Gene Ontology annotation, cellular component: plasma membrane. The record is from RefSeq and is a predicted model, not a curated record. Gene Ontology annotation, molecular function: metalloendopeptidase activity. Lineage: Eukaryota; Metazoa; Arthropoda; Insecta; Diptera; Tephritidae. Gene Ontology annotation, biological process: protein processing.